CGUGUCGACGUCCAGGACCUCGUCGACCUCGUCACCCGGGCCGGGCCACGCGCCGGUGAGCGCGCGCUCGCUCGAGCAGGCCCUCGACGCCGGGCUGUGGGCGGCCGCGGCCUCGGCGGCGCCGGCUCCCCCCGCGCUGCAGAACAUUCGAGCGCAGAUCGCGAGGAGCCUGGAGCGGAUGCGCGAGCUGGAGGAGGAGGUUAAGAUGAUCCCCGUUCUCAAGGUGCAGCUGUCCGUCCUGCAGGAAGAAAAGCGCAAGAUGCUGCUGCAGAUCAAGCAGGUCACACCCAUCAAGCAGAACGGCAUAUCGCACUUUGACGUGCUGAAGAUCGAGGAGCCGGUGCGUUCCCGGGUGCGGCCCUCCAGCCUGGACGGGCUGCACGCCAACGGGCCUCCAGGACCGCCUGAGACGACGGCGACCUCCGGCCCGCCGGGGCCCAAGCGCCGCGCCACCCGCGACAUCGGGGUGGGGUGCACUGUGCUGACGAGGGACGUGGGGCUGAUGCCGCCGCCGCCCAGGCUGCGCACCGUGGCCGUGGGCACCGAGCCCGGGCCGCAGCGGGCGCCGUCACCGCGGCUCAGCCUCAGCGCGACCUGGACGGAGGACAUCCCCCAGGCCGCGGCCACGACGGCGGCCCGCGGCGUGCAGACCACCUCGGCCGCCAGCCACACCCGCGGCGUGCAGACGGACGCGGAGCCGCUGCCGCCGCCGGCCGCGGAGACCCGGGACGCGGGCGUGCAGGCGCAGCCCAUGCCUGUGCAGCGCACGCACGCGGGCGUGCUGGCGCGCACGCCCACGGCGGAGGCGGCCGUGUCGUGCGCGCCCAAGACGAGGGACGCGGCGUCCUCGGAGCACACGGUGGACGACGUGCUGUGCGCCAAGUGCAACGUGCGCAAGAGGACCGUCGGCGUGGACGCGGCGCCCUGGAGCGGGCCGGAGGCGGAGCAGGCCAAGCGCGUGUGCCUGAGCGCGCUCGGCGACGCGGCCUCGGCCCCCGAGCCCACGGCUCCCGCUGCCCCUGCCGUCCCCGCCAAGCCCAGGACUAGGACAGUGGGCUGCGGCACGGCGGGCGAUAGGAUCAACCCGUUUUCGGUGCACCGCGCCGUCAACACCGACCCGCCAACCGUGGCUGCCGUCAUCAACCGGGGCGUCAACACGGACGCCAUCCCCGCGCCCGUCAAGCCCACCACCGUGUCCAGGGGCACCACUGCCGACGUGCGGACGCCCAGCAGCUCCAGGGCCACCAACACGGACGCGCGCGCCGCGACGGCUGCCCGCGCCACCAACACGGAGCCGCGCUCGGCCACCAUGGCGCGGGCCACCAACACGGAGGCCCUGGCGCGGAGGGACGCCGGCACGGCCACCACCAGGAAGCAGCUCGUGGACGCGGGCGUCACGUGCAGCCUCGCCGACCCCAACGCGGCACAGCGGCUCCCGGCCGCGGACAAGUCCCCCUCCAGGGCGCCGUUCGGCGAGGAGCUCGCCCGGGGCGCGCCCACGCCCUCCCCGCCGCCCACGCUCAGCCCGCUGCCGCAGUCGCGCAUCCCCAGGCCCAGCUCCACGACGCCCACGUCGCCCGGGCCCCCGCCCCGGAGGCAGUUCAAGCGCCAGGACACGUACACCAAGGAGCCGGCGCCCGUCGUCGACAUCACCAACAAGUCACCCCCGCCGCGGAGGGCGCACGCCGAGACUCGGUCCGAGCCCAGCAAGGAGAUGCGCGCCGCUCUCAAGGUGCUGGACGACCACCUGCAGCUGCGGCAGACGCCGCCGUCCGCGCGGGCGGGCUCCGUGCCGCAGGAGCUGCGCAACGCCUUCAGCAUCGUCCAGCUGGAGUGGUUCAAGGUAUCGAGCACCAAAUCGGCCGACCCGCUCGAGGUGGAAGACUACCUGGACUACUUCGAGUACAAGUCGACGCCGCUUCUGGAGUACGUCAUUAACAUGACGGACAACAGCGGCAACACGGCUAUGCACUACGCGGUGUCGCACGGCAACUUCGAUGUAGUGUCGGUACUGCUGGACUCCAAGGUGUGCAACGUGGACGUGGUGAACACGGCGGGCUACACGAGCGUGAUGCUUGUGUCGCUGGCGCAGGUUCGCACCGAGACGCACCGCCACGUCGUGCGCCGGCUGUUCCACCUGGCCGACGUCAACCAGCGCGCCAAGCAGCACGGGCAGACGGCGCUGAUGCUGGCCGUGUCGCACGGCCGCCUGGACACGGUGCGGCUGCUGCUGGAGGCGGGCGCCGACGUCAACAUUCAGGACGAGGACGGCAGCACGGCGCUCAUGUGCGCCGCCGAGCACGGCCACCUGGACAUCCUCAAGGUGCUCCUGGCGCAACCCGACUGCGACGUGACCGUCGUCGACCACGACGGCAGCACGGCGCUGAGCAUCGCGAUGGAGGCCGGGCACCGGGACAUCGGCGUGCUGCUCUACGCGCAGGAGCACUUCUCCCGGGGCAGCUCGCCCUACAACUCGCUCAAGGGGCGGCGCGCGCGCAGCGUCACCCCCACGGCCAGGCCGCUGUCGGGCCACGGGCUGCCUGCCGCCCCCGGCGCGGCCCCGAGCACGCCGCCGCCCGUCCGGAGGACGGCCACCGCCCCCGGAAACACCGCCAAGAGCAAACCCUCCUAACACACUGGCUGUCGGCAGUGGCCGCGGUGGUGAGCUCGCGGCUGCUUGGGAGCAAUAUCAGAGGUUGCCAUCGUCGUCUCUCAUCAGUACUUCUGCUCACCUUGCAACAAUUGGUGGCUGGAGCGCCUAAGACCGGGAGAUACUUCAUCUAGUCGAUUAGCAAACAUCGUAAUGUGAGAUCACCCCUGGCCAAAACAAAGCGUCUUGUAUGCGGUGUGAUACCGUUUUAUAAAACGGUAUGAGCAUGUGUGAUUCUGCCACUGUAGCGCACAGCCGGCUCGUGUCCGGAGACCGAAAACAGAUCCUGACCCAUACACCCAUACAUGAAGCCUCCUCUCUCUCUCUCUCUCUCUCUCUCUCUCUCUCUCUCUCUCUCUCUCUAUCACACACACACGUUCCCAGUCGUAGCCACUUACUAACGCUACCCACCGGGCCCGUCCUGCCGUCCAUGUCAUUAAUCCCAGUUAACACGUUACCAUAUGUCAGAGACUAAUGUACCAGCGCUAAACCCAAGACUUGUGUAAUAAAAGACUUAUUUUAUGUAUUUAUUA
Molecule: messenger RNA, 3183 nt
Organism: Frankliniella occidentalis (western flower thrips)
Lineage: Eukaryota; Metazoa; Arthropoda; Insecta; Thysanoptera; Thripidae
Product: KN motif and ankyrin repeat domain-containing protein 2
Biological process (GO): negative regulation of actin filament polymerization
Cellular component (GO): cytoplasm; cytoskeleton
Molecular function (GO): protein binding
Source: RefSeq, a predicted model, not a curated record